AUGAGUUAGUCGAGAAUUGGAGUAAAUCAAAGUGAAAACAGUGAUUAUGCUUAACAGUUCACUAAAAAAGAGAAAAAAGAAGCAAAAGAAAAGAGCAGUGUGCAAUGCUUGGUUUAAAAAGGUAUGACCAAAAAUAAGAGUUUAUAAGAGGACUCGCUAACGAUAAAUAGCAUAGAAUAAUUUGAAAAUUAUAAAAAGAUGGUAAAGCUAGAAUAAAAGAGAGAAUCGGCUAUUGCAAUUUCAAGAAUACUAUUUAAAGGACCUUUGAGAUAAAGAUUUGAGAGACUUGAUAGUAUUAAAUCCAUUUAAUAAUUGCUGACCAUUUCCAAAUACCAAUUAUUAUGCAAGAUGUUCCUGAAUUUAAAUAAAAUAUUAAUCAAUUAAACUUUAGCCUUUUAAGAAAUAGUUAUUUAAUUUAAAUAGGAUUAUCAAAUAGAAUUUAAAGUCCAAUUUUUACAGCAACUUUUAACAAUUUGGAACGAUGCUUUUUUUUUAUCUUGGAAACAUAGCAAGAAUGAUAAAGUUAGUUUAGAAGUGGGAAUUAAUGAUUAGUAAUUUGAUUAAAAUGAAGACAAGAAUAUCACAUUUCAACAGAAAUUGCUGAAUUAUAUAUAAAAAAAAGGAGAGUGUAUUGAGUUAUUUCCUCUGCCCAAUAUUUAGAAUAUCUAGUAAAGUACAAAACUCUAAGGAUAGGAUCAGUAGGAAUGCUAAAAAAGCAAUAGUUUAAGAUAGAUUGCUAAAUAAUUAUAGCAAUAUUUUCAACUUAGAGAUGUAUCAAAUAUGUAUUUGAUGAAUGUGGAAAAGUACUUGAUCAAACAAAAAUUUGAUUUGAAUUCCAAUAAUGGAAUUUUGAGUAUCGUAAAUGAGUUAAUGUUCAUAUAUCCUGAGUGGAUCAACCUAAUUCAAGGAGAAAAAGAGCAAAUUGUUAGAAUCAAUCGAUCCAUUGAUAUUCAAUAGUUAAUGCAGGAAUAGGAAUGCUUAGAUUGCAAUUGAAAAUUAUAUCAAAAUAGAAAAACACCCAUAAAUUUAUUAUAAUAU
Messenger RNA from Paramecium tetraurelia, 1038 nucleotides. RefSeq lists its product as uncharacterized. NCBI's taxonomy places the organism in Eukaryota, Ciliophora, Oligohymenophorea, Peniculida, Parameciidae. The record is from RefSeq and is a predicted model, not a curated record. The transcript is spliced from 2 exons.